Zingiber officinale is the source of this 1248-nucleotide messenger RNA. RefSeq lists its product as uncharacterized. The record is from RefSeq and is a predicted model, not a curated record. Bases 146 to 1021 code for a protein of 291 amino acids. The transcript has a single exon. Lineage: Eukaryota; Viridiplantae; Streptophyta; Magnoliopsida; Zingiberales; Zingiberaceae.
CUGUCUUUGCCUAGAUGCAUUGCAUUUAUUUUCUUUAGAUAAUACAAUAUCUUUCUCAUUAUAAUCGCACAGUCAUCAUUAAAGCAGAAGCUCGAUCUUAAGGAGAAAAUUUUGGGAACAAACUCUCUUCCUUUCUUUUCUAAACAUGUCAACGUCCAAUGAUCAGGAAGAGCCACUCAUCUCCACCACAUCUUCGUCUUCCUCUUCCUCCUCCUCCUCCUUUUCCUCUUCCUUCUCCGCCUCCACCCCCACUCUCGCCAUCAUCCUCACCCGCCUUACGGCCACCAUCACCCUCGUCGUCCUCUCCCUUUGGGCCAACUACGAGGCCUCCAAGGGCGUCGGCAUCUCCGUGAUCUCCUCCGCGGCUCCCUCAUCCGCCGCCGCACGCCGCUUUGACCUCCUCUUCGUAUCCAACGGCCGCGCCCACCGCAUCCUCCACCGCGCCAGUCGCUUCGCCGAGAAAGCUCUUUACCCGGACGACCGAUUCCCUCGCAAGCCGGUCGACCGCAUCGCCAUGCAACUCGCCAGCGUCGACCUCACCUCGAUGGCCUCGGUGCGCCCUGGCGCCGCUUCCGGCGAAUACGUCGUGCUCCUCAGCCUGGCCGUCAUGUCGGCGGCCGAUGCCGACGCCGCCGUGUCCGCCGCGGUGCACCGCUCGGUCGCGAGGCUCUGGCUAUGGGACGAGGGCGGCGCGCCAGGGUCUCUGAUGGAGGCCAUGGCGGACUACCUCGCAGCGGAGGCCGGCUUCUUACCGAGCCCCAACAGCACGUGCGGUGAGUCUGGGAGGUGUUGGUGUUGGUCGGCGGAAUUCGUGCGCUACUGCGAGGAGCGGGAGCUUGGGUUCGUGGCGCGGCUCAACAGGGGAAUGAGGCAGGGGUGGACGGAGUUCACGGCGGACCACGCUCUGGGGUCUCCGGUGAAGCAGGCCUACGCCGAGUUCAGAUCGCCGGCGGGUGGAAAUCUGGAACAAUCUGGGAAUUCGACGUCGGAUCGGGGGGAGGAGAGGCAGAGGAGCCUUUGAGCUGUCCGGCGCGCCGGAGCGAGAAUAUUCCGCAGUUGUUGCCGAUGUAAGAUUUUUCAUUUAAAAUUUUAAAAGUUGAUAAUUUGUGUUUUUUAUUCUGCGUGUCCCUUUUGGAAAAUAAAUAUAAAAAUGUAAAUUAUUCUGGCUUACAAUUAGCUGUGGAGGUGUAAUUUUACGGAUAAUGCAGAGUUUCGGUGCAAUAUAAUAUGUGAGCGACAGACAGUGCA